Messenger RNA from Prosopis cineraria, 669 nucleotides. Its product is annotated as sm-like protein LSM36B. Gene Ontology annotation, cellular component: nucleolus; sno(s)RNA-containing ribonucleoprotein complex; U6 snRNP. The record is from RefSeq and is a predicted model, not a curated record. Gene Ontology annotation, molecular function: RNA binding. Lineage: Eukaryota; Viridiplantae; Streptophyta; Magnoliopsida; Fabales; Fabaceae. Gene Ontology annotation, biological process: maturation of SSU-rRNA; mRNA splicing, via spliceosome.
AUGAGCGGACUUGAGAAAGGAUCAACCACUACCAAGACCCCUGCAGAUUUCCUGAAAUCACUUCGUGGUCGUCCUGUUGGUAAGUUGAAUUCUGGCGUCGAUUAUCGAGGUAUUCUUGCUUGUCUAGAUGGCUAUAUGAAUAUUGCCAUGGAACAAACGGAAGAGUAUGUCAAUGGACAAUUGAAGAACAAGUAUGGCGAUGCAUUCAUUAGAGGGAAUAAUGUUCUGUACAUCAGUACCUCAAAGAGGACCCUAGCUGAAGGGGCAUAGUAUGUAACACUGUUGAUCUUUUCAAGACUCUUGUUAGCCAACCUCCAACCGAUGUUUUUUUAAAGCUUCUUUGUUUUCCUUUGUUUCUGUAGUGAAAUUUAGUUUUUCAGAUGUUAAAAAGGCUGAGUUGGAAUAUAUGUAUAUUUUGGCAUUUUGAAAAUAGUGUUUGGUGGAGCAUUGCAUGAUCCGCCUGUAUUAAUCAUUUAGUCGGAGAGUGGGGUAUUGUGAAUCAUGCUUCUGUUUUGCAAUUUGUAAUGCAACUUUUUCCCAGUUUGACUGGAAAACUGGCAACUCGGCACUUGGUCUGGCUCGGAGUUCACUCAGCGCGGGAUCUGACGUAGACGGUUAAAAGCCAGAAAAACCGGUUAGCUGGGGAAAAAAACCGGAUGGUUUUUUUUU